ACGACAAACCAAACACUCAAUAAAAACUAAUCCCAGCAUAAUUAAUUCCAGUAUAAUUUAUCCCAUCGCAACUUAUCCCAGCAUAACUAAUCCCGGUAUAAUUUGUUUUCAAACCAAACGACCCCUAAGUAGUAUUAGUUCAUCAGUAUCCCGUCGAGUAGUGGAAAAUAGAUCUCCAUGGUCCACCCAGAGGUGUCAAUAAGAGAAUAACAGUGUUUUUAACUUCCACCAAAAAAGUGUUUUAGCUUGUAGAAUAUCCUCCUCCAUAACUUACCCAUUAAAUCCCAGAAAGGUUUCUUUCUGCAUGUGAUGGAUGCUUUUGAAACUUCCAUUCAUCUUCUAACAUGGAUACAGAUGAGACUGAAGACGAAGAUUUUAAUAGGGAAUACAUUGAGGAGACAAAUAGAGAUGCUGUUAUCAUUGCUGUUGGGAAGUUGGUUGCUGUUGAUGCAGUUCCUAAGGAAUAUCUUGCUCCAGAGAUAGUAUCACAUCUUGCAAUGCAUGGGACAAAUGUGUCUGAGGUCAUUAAGCAUUUGCUAACCGUGUUAAGGAAUAAAGGUGCAGAUGUUGCACUUUUGUUCCUAGAGGCACUAAAAAGGGUGAGCACUGCUACUAUUUAACUGAGAUGAUUUCUGCUUUAUUUUGGUCACUUGGCAGGCUGGCCUUCCAAUUUUUGGUGAACUUCAGAUGAAAUUGUAGCUGCAAAGUUUUAUUUCAAAUUUGGAUAAUGAUAUGGUUGAAGUGUUCAGUUGUGUAUAAAAGGGGAGUCUGGUGUGUGAAGCACUCCACAUUCAUUCAGGGUCCGGAAAAGCUGUACUCCAAGGAGGUGUAUGUAGGCAGCCUACUCUGACCCAAGUAGGUCAAGUAUCAGUGACUUGUUCCACGGCUAAGCCACAACUUUACGUUUGCUCCAAGGGU
Molecule: messenger RNA, 918 nt
Organism: Capsicum annuum
Lineage: Eukaryota; Viridiplantae; Streptophyta; Magnoliopsida; Solanales; Solanaceae
Product: sister-chromatid cohesion protein 3-like
Exons: 2
Coding region: 345-620 (91 amino acids)
Biological process (GO): sister chromatid cohesion
Cellular component (GO): cohesin complex; nucleus; chromatin
Molecular function (GO): chromatin binding
Source: RefSeq, a predicted model, not a curated record